UAAAUUUGUUUUACGUGUGAUAAUAGAAUUGAACAUGAGUUUUGGUUUAAAAGCUUUUGCUAGCUACAUGAUGGUAAACAAUAUGAGAUUUGCUGUUAUUAUACUUUUUUACUUAAUUCCUUUAGUUCUCAACUGAAACUCAUAUCAAACCAUAUCAAGAUAUUGACCAGAAAGAAGGUCUAAGAAGAAAUAUUUGUAAAGCAUUGCAAAAUUCCAUCCUAUUUCUAUGCAAAUUAUACCUUCACUCUUUCAUUAUGGUCAAAGACUUAAAUUUAUUGAAGUCUGUUUAUCAAUGUCGGAUGUGAAUGUAUCUGAAAGGCAGGCAGUUUAGAGCUAGUUUCGUGUUCUUGUAUAAUCAGGCAAUAUUGUUCAUGUUGGAUCACAUCUGAAGAUUCAUUGCAAUUUCAUUUCAGAGAGUUUGUAUGAACGUGACUAAUUUGUAUGCUCUUGGAGAGCAAAUUGGAUUAGGCAUGUCCAGAGUUGAAACUCAUGUCAGGAAACUGUUGACAGAAGUACAUGCCUGUACACCAAUGUGGAAACUAUCUUGAUAUAUGUGGAUUGAGGACAUUCAACAAAUAGAGGUGUAGAUGCAUAUUCACGAUUGAAUGGUCUUUCGUUGUCUCUAGAACAUUCCAGACAUUUACCUUGCUUCACUUGAUCUGUAUCGGGAAACAAGUCGACCUAUGUUUCAAAAUACAGAUAUUUUUGUUAUGACUGGGAAAUAAAUCAAGGAUUGUAGUACUGACAAAGUAAUUGUUGGAUUAAUUUGAUUAGAUUCAUACUUAUCAGUUUCAUUUUGAUGGUUGUGAAUUAAGUCUUUCUGAAUCUCAAUGGUUGUGCAUUAAUCUUCAGUAGCCAUCUUGAACUUGGAAACAUUCAAGUGCUAAGAAGUAGAUGCUCAUUUGUCGGUGUGGUAACUUUGAUUAAGUGGUGUGGAAGAUGUUGCACAACAGAAUGUAGCUUCCAUCACUUCUCCACCUGGUGUGUGUUUGUCCGGGAGGAAAGAGACAUGGUGAUCCAUUUCCUUCACACAUUUGGCCGAACCACUCACUUCCUCUGACCGUCUGACUACAGAAGAACCACUUGCACAUGUCCUACCGGUGACACUUGUAUACCAGUCGUUCAAAGUAUCAUCAUCCUGCUAAACUCCUGUCUUAUACUGGAAACGGUGUAACAUUUCCAGCACUCACUGGGCAUCAUAUGUCAUCUUUAACUGUGCACUUCUUCAUUACCAUUAACAUAAAUUACUCUCUCUCUUGUUUUUUCUUUUCUUCAGUGAUUGUUUUUUUAAACCUUUAAGUUGAACCAAGACUGUUUGAAGUCACUAGUGUCUGAAAAACUGGAGUCAAGAAAAGAAUAAAUGUUUCUACCUGUUGUCGUGUGGAGCUAUGCAAAGCGUUAUUCUACGACAUACCUCUACUCACCUGCAAUAGAGAGUCGUGUACCUGUAUGUAAAUGUUGAUCCAUAGAUCAUAGGAGAGCUGACUGUAUAUUGCAUAUUAAGUGUUCUCUGUGGAGAGGUCAGGCACAAGCGGUGUCACUUUGUUGAAGGAGAAUUAUUACCGGGUGUCGUGCGGUACUGAAGACACUUCAUAACUUCAUUCCUCUGUUUGAACACUUAAGACCUGGGAUCAUAACUUUAGCUUCUUUAGGCUUUGUGAAUUGUCCCUGGAGUUAUUAUAUUGCAAGGUUGUGUGUGGCUAUUGAGGGCACUAUUUACUUCACUAUCUGUUUGAAUACUAAACACUUUGGAUCUAAUUUUUUUAAAUAUAAUUUUUUAUUUCCUGUUUUUUAUACCGACAUUCAAAACUGAGGAUGAAUUAUACUUCAUUUACUGUUUGAAUAGUGGCUAUACGAAAAACCUGGGAUUAUCAUUACAUUUACUGUUGUAAUUUUACAUUAAAUUUUUUGACAGGAGCAUUCAACACUGAGGAUACUUUAUUCCCUGUUUGAACAAUGGAAAAUUGGGAUCGUAACCUUUGAUUUUUGCCUUGUGAUUGUCAUCAAAUUACUACAGACUGCCACUCCAUUACAUGUAUUUUAGUGUUUGAACAUUUAAACUGUGACUUUUUUAUGUUCAACAAUCCUUUUUGUUGUGACGUUAGUUAAAUUUGUUUUACUGUUUUUAAAAUUUACUGUAAGAGGGUGUACCAGACUUUUUGAUGUUGUUAACAUACAACACAAAUUUGAAGAAACAGUUUUGGUGAAGUGCUGUGAUUUGUUAAAACUCUUAAUAUAUGAUAUUGUUAUUGGAACACUUGUAUGUGACACUGUGCAGAUUCUGGAUAGAGUUGUAGGGGUUGCAGGAUUCAGUGAUUCUCAAAUUGGUGGUAAUAUGGAAUCACCGCCUGAGAAGCCAAGACGAAAAGUACACCGAAUAACCAGCAAGGCCGGCGAGGUCACAUUCGGAAAACUUCUCACAACGCCGCUGUUCGUGAACCCCGAGCAGCCAGGGUAUGUAGGUUUUGCUAACCUCCCAAACCAGGUUCACCGGAAGUCGGUCAAGAAAGGCUUUGAGUUCACGCUUAUGGUCGUUGGAGAGUCUGGUUUGGGCAAGUCUACCCUAGUAAACAGCCUAUUUCUUACUGAUCUCUACCCAGAAAGACUUAUACCAUCAGCUGCAGAAAAGGUAACUCAGACAGUGAAGAUAGAUGCCUCUACUGUGGAGAUAGAAGAACGUGGCGUCAAGCUCCGACUAACAGUUGUCGAUACUCCAGGAUUCGGGGAUUCAUUAAACUCACAAGACUGUUUUCGACCGAUUAUUCAGUAUGUGGACGACCAGUUUGAGAGAUACCUGCAGGAUGAGAGUGGACUCAACCGACGACACAUUGUUGACAACCGAGUUCAUUCAUGUUUCUACUUCAUCAAUCCCUCAGGGCAUGGGUUGAAACCCCUUGAUUUAGCAUUCAUGAAAGCUCUUCACCAUAAAGUUAACAUUGUGCCUGUUCUUGCUAAAGCUGACACGCUCACAAAAAUGGAAAUCAUCAAUCGCAAGAAGAAGAUUCUGGAGCAGAUCAAGGAGUGUGGAAUCAGUAUCUACCCUCUCCCCGACUGUGACGAGGAUGAGGAUGAAGACUACAAAGAACAGUGUCGUCAGCUCAAGGAUGCUGUCCCUUUCGCUGUUGUUGGUGCUAAUACUAUUAUUGAAGUGAAGGGACGGAAGGUCAGAGGUCGAAUGUACCCCUGGGGAGUUGUAGAGGUGGAAAACCCAGAACACUGUGAUUUCAUCAAACUGAGAACAAUGCUCAUUACACAUAUGCAAGAUUUGCAGGAGGUGACGCAAGAUUUACACUAUGAGAACUUCCGAGCAGAGCGAUUAGCAGUGGGAGGAAAAGCGAAACCAGCACCUGACAGUGGGCAGGAGAAGGAUCUUAACGACAAGGAGAGACAGCUCAGCGAGAAGGAGGCAGAAAUCCGCCGGAUGCAGGAGAUGCUGAUAAAGAUGCAGAAAGAGAUGGAGAACCAGAAACAAAGGCAGCAGCCGCAGGUUGGACGCCCACAGCAGAACGGUGACGUCAAGUCACAUAACGUGUAGCUCACAGCAGACAUAGUUUUCUGCUUGGUUCAUCAUGUGGAUUUCCGAUUGGAGAUGAGUUUCCAUCUCCUAGCCAAAAACAAUUCUCCCAGCCACCAUCAUCAUCUACAACUCCAGUACAGCACGUUUUAAAAACAUGUCUUUUUCACUAGUCAUCCAGUUUCAGUAAAACAUUAACAUGACACGUAUUCUUUUAAAGAUAUAUGUGGAAAAGGUGUGAAUUGUUCACUCACCUUCGAUAAAUUGUUAAAAAUUCAAUCAUGUUGGCUUUGUUGGAGAAUGUGUGAAAUUAGUUGCAAUCAUGUUGAGGAAUUCGAAAAAAAUACAUUAGAUGUAUUUUUGACAUGACACUACCAGUAAUCGAUGACCUUUGUAUGAUCAUCUGUUUAAAAUCGAGUGUGUUAAUUUUGAAUAUCUUGAACUGAAGAUCAUGCUUCUUUCCUUUCUUUUUGUUUUUGGAAAAGGAAAAACAAAUUAAACUAAAAUCUUGCAAAGAGCUAUGUACAUCAUUUAUUUAGACAUUAUGACAGCCUCUCAAAAAUUAAGUUAGGUGGUAACUACCUAAAAUGUGAAUGUUCAGUAUGUUUUAAUGAUAUUUUUAUUUUAGUUAUACUUUGACAGUCACAUCAUCAUUAAUCAUAAAGCAUAUGUUUUGCUUACAUUUUUAAUAUGAUGGACCAACAUAUUGUUUUAUGAAAAUAUAACGAAGCCUCAGGAUUUCUGUCACCAUGGUAAUGGUGAAUUAUGUUACAUGAUAAUGAGUAUCGGACUUUCCUAUCCGUGAUUUUGCCAAAACACUACUAAAAAUGAUUGUUUCUGAGAAAACCAGACACCAGGAUCAUGUUUCACAAAAUAUUGUUAAUCUACUUUUGCUACUAGCAGUUAUACCUGUCGUUUAAUAGUGUGUGACAUCUGUUUUACACAGAAAAUCACAUCAUUACAGUACAUGGAGCAUUCAUAAAAGAAACUGAAUUUUGUAUACUUUAAACCAUAUUAGUUGUACAGAUGGUAGUAAAUCAAAUUGUAAUUUAAUCAUAGAUUUACGUUUACCUGCAAAACUAGGUUUAUGAUGUUUUGUGAAAUUGGUGCUUGAAUAACAUGAUUUUUUUACUGUAACAUAAUUAAAAUAUAUAUAUCCAAAGAGACAUGACAUGUCUGAGACAGGAUGUAAUCUUGAAUACUAAUUUGAAAACCACACAUUAGUAUCUCUGUUGUGUGCUAUGAUGGUCACAUCUCAUCUGAAGUUUCCUGUUCAAUCAGUUGACAAAAUACAUAUAGUACCGGUAAUGAAGAUGGAACAUUUAAAAUGUUAGUUCUUCAAGAGCAGUGCAUCAGCUAGAAUAGGCAGUGAAUGUGGAUUGAUAUUAAAUGUAGCAUUCAUGUGAAGUCUUAUUAUCUCUGUAUUUCAUUGAUACCUGUAUUAACCAAUUGGGUUUUUACAACUAAUUUCUGUUUUUGCUUGGGGUUUUUUAGAAAUUAUCAUAAGGAGUAUGGGUCUUCUGUUCAACAUUUUGUACAGAACACAAUAAAAAUAAUUACUCAACCCUUGAACAUAUUUGAAUACAAAAUACUUUGUAUGCUAAAAAAAAACCCUGAUAUACUUGUAGAGUAUUAACCCCUCCCAGCUUCAAACAUAUAUACUGACAUGUAUAUCAAAAACAAAUUCAGAAAAAUACUGGGCAUGUAAAAUAUUGCCUUCAAAUUGUGCAUACUGAGUAUGUACCGAUAAAUGUUCACUUCGCUUACUUUUAUCAAUCUUCUCCCCUUUCUUCUAGGAAGAGAGAAGUCACUUCUCCUACUUUUUCAAUUCCAGAUUAGGGCCUGAUACUCUAUUCUCAUAAACCCCAUGAGAUCAUUUAUGGAAUAGUCUUCCUUUUAUUUAUUUUUUUUGGCUUUAUUACUGAAGUUGAGUGUAGAACCAAAAUAUUGAAUUGAAUUAUUUCUGUAGGUUGGAAAAGAAAUGCUAUCUUGUGAAAUGGUGUAAUUUUGUUUAAAUUUAGAUCUAAUAGAUGUCAAGGUGUAUUUUAUUAGUGAAGUUAGACAUGUAUGUGGCUUAUUUGUAAAUUAGCUGCCAAUUGUUUUGCUGUAUAGUGAUUAUGAAUUAAAAAAUAAUUCUUUAAAAAAGCUUUAAUUUCCGUUUAAAAUGUUCGAAUGUAUAUUUUUCUAAAAUUAUAAUAAUGCCAAGAAUAUAUAUUUGCUUGUUGGUUUAAAACAUCCUACCAAUCAUUGAAGGAUAAGGUUUAUUAUAUUUCUAAAAAUAAAGGUAAAACACAAAUAUUUUAAAUUAUUGUUGCAUAUUCUAGCAGUAAUUCUAAAUGUUAAUCUUCAUUCAUUUCUAAAAUGUGCAUUCAUAUUUCUAGUAUGUGCUUACGAACAUUAUCUGUUGUCGUACCUGCUGUAUAUGCUGAACGAAAUGUAUUGGUACAUUUUUAUGGCCUGUUAGGAAAUUGUCAACAUGUAUGCCAGUAAUAAUGAAGAUGUGAUUGGUAGAUUACAUACGGAAAUUGAGUUAUAUGAGAUUUGCUGUGUUUUAAUCUGCCCAAUAACAUAUCACAUAUCUUCUAUUAAACAUAGUGAUAACUUGCAUGAGUCUCAUUCUAAACUUUCAUGUUUGUGUAUUUUUCCUUUCUUUAUGCAGUAUAUGUAAAACACUACAAUUAUUGCUGGCCCCAGAAUUUCACAUUAAUGAACGAUCAUUUUAGUGUUGAUUAGCACCUUUCUAAUCAUGUGAAUAACAUUGAUGCUUUAAGUGCACUAUUAAAUUCUCAAGAUAAAGGUAUCCUUUAGCUGUGAAUACUAGUAAUGUUUUUAAACUGAAAAAAUUUGAUGUUUAAUAGUGUUAACAGAAUAAACCAGGGCUUUAGGAGCAUUGCUGUUCAUAAAACAUGUUAACUGUUUUCUAUAAUCCAUUGAUUAGUUUACUGAUGGCACUACCUGAAAACAUCUUGUCCUCAUUCUUCUGGAUCCUGCAAAGUUUUCCACUUAACAUUUCUUGUUAGUAGCAUCAACAAUGUUCACUCCCUAAUAUUUUACUGUGUAAUUCAUAUAACCAAACAAUUAUCAUGAUUAGACACUAUUUACAAAUGUUUGUGCCUUGUAUGAAGAAUUAUUUAACACAUCAUUAAUUGUAGGAGGCUGGUACCUCAUUACGUUUUUGGGGGAGUAGGGGUGAUGGUAAGGGAUGACAGUUGACUGGGUCGUGAGCAGUUUUGUAAAAUACAGAUCUUCUACAUUAUUAUGAUUGCAUCUGCUUUACUGAGUGAACCUUGCAAAAUGAUUACAAAUUAUCAAGAGUAAAACAAGGAUGAUGUAUUUUAAAAAAAAGGUCAUUCAGUUUUACUCGGUUCAGUCAAAAGUCAUUUGUGAUAAGUAAAAAGGAUUAUCAUAAAACUUUGGGGCCAAACUUUGUUUAUAAAAGUCCCAGUUUUUAAUAUUUAUAAUUUAUUAAUAACUUCUUUAUUAUUAUUUUUUUUUUAAAUUUAUUAUAUACUAUAUACUUCUUUUUUUCAUAUUUAAUGAUACAGAACUCAUACCAGUAUGCUUUUAGUUAAUUACAGUAUUUUAAAAACCCAAAACUUCAUUGAAUAUUUUCUGGUGAAGGCUUUUUAAGACUUUAUAAAAUUCAAUAAUGUAAAACUUUAAAUUUACAGCUAUAAAUAAAUAUAUAUAUUGUAUUGAAACUGCAUUUCUAUUUAAAACUGAUGUUCAAAGCUUUGGUGAUUUUUUUUUUCCCCACACUGAAUUAUACAUCUUAAUUAUCAUAAACUGAUUUUUUCCCCUCUUCUUAUAUACAGCCCUUUGAAUGUGGUCCAAUACAUUUUUGUGAUCUAGUUUUGUGAACAUUUUGUAAAUCUUUACCUACACAUACAGGAUGUGUGCAUGUGUCAGUUGAAUGAAGUAAAGCUUAUUUUUAUACACAUUAUCUGUGUAAGCUGAAUUAAAAGUUAGCAAUUUAGUAAUGAUAUUUGAUGUUUAAGUAAAACAUAAUUUAUUUAUGUACCAUUGCCUAUAGUAUACUUCAAGAGCUGUUUUUAGCAAAAGCCCAUGUUGGUGUAAUCAGCCACAGAGGUGGUUUGAUAAGUGUUCUUAUAGAGUAAUGUCCCUUACUCAGAAAAUUUCUUUAAAAUAUGUACUUGCCUUGUACAAAUAUUGCAUUUGUUGUUUGGACGGACCUAAUAAACCUUUCAAGAAUAUUCAUGAACUCUCUAUGUUUACAUGUAUGCCAAUUAACAUUUAAAAUAAAUAUUAAAUAAUUUUAUAUAAAAAAGGUAAAAUGUAUUAUGAAUAAUAUUAAAUAAAAACAUUUGCUUCGUAUUUGCAGUCAUAACAGUUUGAUGUUUUCUCAUUAAAGCCACUGGACUCGGUUCUACACUUGCUAUAUUACAAUUCUUGAUAUGUUUUCCCAUUGUAAGAGGACCCCCCCCCCCCCCC
Gigantopelta aegis is the source of this 7966-nucleotide messenger RNA. RefSeq names its product septin-2B-like. Gene Ontology annotation, cellular component: microtubule cytoskeleton; septin complex; synaptic vesicle. Bases 2336 to 3535 code for a protein of 399 amino acids. The record is from RefSeq and is a predicted model, not a curated record. Lineage: Eukaryota; Metazoa; Mollusca; Gastropoda; Neomphalida; Peltospiridae. Gene Ontology annotation, biological process: regulation of exocytosis; cytoskeleton-dependent cytokinesis; cell division. The transcript has 12 exons. Gene Ontology annotation, molecular function: GTPase activity; molecular adaptor activity; GTP binding.